Molecule: messenger RNA, 1330 nt
Organism: Pundamilia nyererei
Lineage: Eukaryota; Metazoa; Chordata; Actinopteri; Cichliformes; Cichlidae
Gene: hmx3a
Product: H6 family homeobox 3a
Exons: 2
Coding region: 324-1235 (303 amino acids)
Biological process (GO): regulation of transcription by RNA polymerase II
Cellular component (GO): nucleus
Molecular function (GO): DNA-binding transcription factor activity, RNA polymerase II-specific; RNA polymerase II transcription regulatory region sequence-specific DNA binding
Source: RefSeq, a predicted model, not a curated record
CAUUAGCAUCAGACACCAGACUGACUGACACGGUGGACCCAGUUUUUGCGUUUUAACGGAAGAGCCCGGGAUGAGGCAUCUCCAUGUUUCUAAGCGCGUGUGCUCUUUUUGCCUCUCGAACAGUUUAUUUCAUUAUUUUCUAGCCUAGACGGACGCGUUUCUUUUUGGUGAGCUUUUCGGCUGUGAAAUCAAGUUUCAGAGAAUAAAACAGGAACUCCUCGUAGCCAGGAUAACGACAGCCUGUAAGUCAACAUUGCCUUCCCCCCCUUUAAAAAAAAAUCCGGCUUCCGUGGUCCCCUCGCGCUCAGACCACAACAACAGCGAUGCCAGAGACAACGCAAGAGACGUGCGCUUCGGCCAAGGACUCUCCUUUCUUCAUUAAGAACCUGCUGAACUGUGAUAACAAACCGUCCAAGCCCAAGCCCGUACUGGCGGCCACCAAGGCAGCUUUAGAGGGAGGAUUUUCCCUUUCCCAGGUUGGUGACUUCAACUUUCCACGCUUCGAACUGCCCGCACAGAGAUUCAGUCUACCCGCUCACUACUUGGAGCGCACCUCAGCGUGGUGGUACCCUUACACCCUCAACUCAGCCGCCCACCUACACAGAACUGAAGUCAACGAGAAACCAGGAGCCAGAGACUCCUCUCCAACUUCGGGCACGGACAGAGACUCGCCGGACCUGGCGCUCAAAUCCGAGCCAGACACCAAAGAUGACGACGAGGACGACGAGCACAACAACAACAAAAGCAGUGACGAGAUAAUCCUGGAGGAAAGCGACACGGAAGAGGCCAAAAAAGAUGAGCUGGAGGAGUGGAAGAAAAGGGACGAUGACAAGAAGCCGUGCCGCAAGAAGAAGACGCGCACGGUGUUCUCACGGAGCCAGGUGUUUCAGCUGGAGUCCACCUUCGACAUGAAGCGAUACCUGAGCAGCUCGGAGCGGGCCAGCCUGGCCGCUUCCCUUCACCUGACGGAGACUCAAGUGAAGAUCUGGUUUCAGAACAGGAGGAACAAGUGGAAAAGGCAGCUGGCCGCGGAGCUAGAGGCUGCCAACCUGAGCCACGCUGCGGCGCAGAGGAUAGUCCGGGUGCCCAUCCUCUACCACGAGAACUCGGCCUCGGAGAGCGGAGGGGCCACUGCCAACGUGCCCGUGAGCCAACCGCUCCUCACUUUCCCGCACCCCGGCGUCUACUACUCCCAUCCCAUCGUCACAUCUGUGCCGCUGCUCAGACCAGUUUGAAAAUAGUUGAGUUUUUAGGCACAACUUGGUGUCUGUUUCCUAUAUCAACUCAUUAAAAAAGAAGAAGAAAGAAAUAAAAAAUAAAAAGGACAAAA